This is a messenger RNA of Lolium perenne, 1585 nucleotides long. RefSeq names its product tetraspanin-2. Gene Ontology annotation, cellular component: membrane. The record is from RefSeq and is a predicted model, not a curated record. Gene Ontology annotation, biological process: auxin-activated signaling pathway. NCBI's taxonomy places the organism in Eukaryota, Viridiplantae, Streptophyta, Magnoliopsida, Poales, Poaceae.
CCACGACACGAGCGCAUGCGUCCAAAGAAGCUGCCGACGUCCCCGAUCUCAUCGGCCGCAUCAUCCAAGAAACUACACAGACCUCACCGCGGAGCGUGCUGGGACUGCCUUCAUUUCACACCUGACGUUCACUUCACUUCACUCACACGCUCGCUCUCACUCAGCGUCUCAGUCCACGCCACGCCGCCGGCCAAACCGUCCCGCCCGCGCGCCGCCGCGGCCAUGGGCGUGAGCAACAACAUCACGGCGUGCCUCAACUUCACGGCCCUCCUCUGCACCAUUCCCGUCAUCGCCACGGGCCUCUGGUUCGCGUCCAAGCAGGGCGCCGAGUGCGCGCGCCUGGCGCGGUGGCCCGUGGCCAUCCUGGGCGGGCUGCUCCUCCUCGUCGCGCUGGCCGGCUUCGUCGGCGCAUACUGGAACCGCCAGGGCCUCCUGGCCGCCUACCUCUUCGCCAUGGCGGCGCUCAUCACGCUCCUCGUCUUCGCCUUCGCCGUCACCCACGGCUCCGGCGCGUACGAGGUGCCCGGGCGCGCCUACCGCGAGUACCGGCUCGAGGGGUUCUCGGGCUGGCUGCGCGGGUACGUCGCCGACCCGCGCCGGUGGGAGGGGAUCAGGGCCUGCCUCGCCGCGUCCGACACCUGCAGGAAGCUCGGCGUGGAGAGCGCAUUCUUCAUCGCCCCCGAGCAGUUCUACCAGUCCCACCUCUCCCCGCUCCAGUCCGGGUGCUGCAAGCCGCCGACGGCGUGCGGGUACGCGUACGUGAGCCCGACGGUGUGGACGAGCCCGGCGAACCCAGCCGCCGACGCGGACUGCGGCGCGUGGAGCAACGACCCCCGCCAGCUCUGCUACGGGUGCAGCUCCUGCAAGGCCGGGAUGCUGGGCAUCCUGCGCGACCAGUGGCGCAGGGCCAACGUGGCGCUCGUCGCCGCCACCGUUGCGCUCAUCAUCGUCUACAUCAUCGGCUGCAGCGCCUUCAAGAACGCCCAGACCGAGGACCUCUUCCGCCGCUACAAGUGGAGCAACACCUGAUAGUUAGAUAUUUCCUGUAUGUAUAUUUCCUGAAUGAUCAACCCAUGAUACAUUGAUACCAACGGCACUACGAUUACUGACGAAAAGUUCUGUAAAUUAUGUAGUGGCAAUGUUUUAGUAUCCAGAGCUGAGAUUAGGGUUGCGUUUGCGUGCCACACUUGGUACACUUGAGCACACAUGGCUACUUAUGCAUGCGUGUGAUACUGUGAUUUCAGGCCGUUUAUAAUGCUGGUGUUUUUGCCUUCGGCCGAAUUCGGGUUUCAGGCGGGUUACUGUAUUCCGUUGGCCGUUGCAUGGUGAUGGUAGACUCUGCAUUUGAAGCUAGGACGACCCUGCAUAUGCACAGACAAGUGUGCCAACGACGACGUGGUUCAAUGACUGAUACCCUGAAGGUUGUGGAUUCCAAAGUUCCUAGCAUCUACUACUCCAACUACUAGUACUAUAUUAAGCUUUUGGAGAUAAACAAUGUAAAGAAGACUAAUAUAAGCAUUGACAAUAUUCCAUGGCAUAAUUUGAUUUAAGAUUCUAGUAUUUAUUAACAGUGACCUAUUCACAA